Messenger RNA from Closterium sp. Naga37s-1, 2601 nucleotides. Lineage: Eukaryota; Viridiplantae; Streptophyta; Zygnematophyceae; Desmidiales; Closteriaceae. The record is from the annotation of a GenBank genome assembly.
AUGCAGCCUGGUUGGUUACGGCCCUUUCCUCUGCCUCUUUCGCUCUCCCGCGAUCGUUUACCUUCUGUCACUCACCCUCGAUCCCCGUCUGUCGCUUACCCUCCGUCCCUUACCCUCCAUUGCCUCAAUCUGGCAGGAGGACGCGGAGGACGCGGUGCUGCUGCGGCACGCGCUGAGGCACGGAACGCGGCAGUGGGGGCGGCUGGUGCGAGGCAAGCAGCUCGCGCGCGGCAACAAGGCGUGCUGCAACCGCUUCCUCUUCCUCAAAAAAAGCACGCUGACGUCACGCACCCAGCUCAGCAACAGUUCCAGCAAGGCCCGGCCGUUUCCCCGUCUUCCAGACAGGCACAGCGGCACAUGUGGAGCCGUCCUGACGUGGCAUUGCAAUAUGGCGGGCUGUCAUUGGUCGAGUGCAUGCAGCUGUUCCUCCCCCCUGGUCUCCGAGACACCCCGGAAGCAUCAGAUGGUUCACCUGACCAUUCACCUGAGUUCAAUCCUGCACCUGUCGCUGCUGAGGCUGACCUUUCAGAUCGAGAGCAGUUUGUGCCAAGCAUGGGAAGCAUGAGAAGCGCGCUCACAGCAGGAGCGGCGACAGCAGCAGCAGCAAAAGCAGCAGCACGAGCGGCAUCAUCAUCAUCAGCACCAGCAGCACAGCAGAGCACGGCAGCAGUGGCAGCUCACCAACUGGCCCACAUUCUCUACCCCGACUCACAUGCCACGGAGCCACGCACCAUGGAUUCAAACCCCGCACACUGCUCGGGUCGGGGCCUGAAGAGGCUUCGCAAUGAUGACACAGGCAUCAUCGGCAGUGCUGCUCACACCAACACUCGGCUUCCGGACACGGAAGCUGUUGAUGUGUCGGCUGUGCGCUCAUUGCUUCUGGGGGCUGCUACCAGCCAAGGCAGAAAGAAACAGUGCGAUAGCAGGCCGGCAAUCCCAACUUCCUGGCUCUUGGCGCUACUUCUGCAGCAAAACAAACAGCAGCAGCUGCACCAGCACCAGCUUCAGGAGCAACAGCAGCAGCAGCAGCAGCAUCAGGAGCAGCAGCAGCAGCAGCCGUCACUGUUCACACAGGGUCCAAUCAGUUCCAAGUCAGCCCAGUCAUUCCCAUCUUCGCACGGAGCCUCAAUCCCACCUGCUGCCCACUGCAGCAGCAUCAGCGCACCCACCUCCGGCUCUCUCCCCGCCCUUGUCUGGCCUCUCUCCUUCCCAUCCUCCUUCACACCCUCCUUCACACCCUCCCUCCCAUCCUCCUUCCUACCCUCCAUUGCACCCUCCCUGCCACCCUCCUAUUCACCUUCCCUCGCACCAUCACUCUCAUCCACCCACGUGUCCACCACUCACCCCUACCUGCCCAGCCCUCUCUCAUCCGCGUCCCCAUGGCGUUCCACCUCUCGCACGCCUUUCACCUUUGGUCACCCUCCAAGCUUCCCCGCUCUGCAUUCCGCCCUUCCCCACAGCCUUUCCCCAUCCCUCGGCUCGACCGUACCUCCCCACACCUCUCCCCCGACCGCUACCCCCACCACUCCCCCCACCGCUCCCCCCAUCGCUACCCCCACCACUUCCCCCAUUGCUCCACACAGCCCUCUCACGUCUCCUCUAUCCGCGAUACCCUCUCCUUCCUCUCACGGCCACUCUGCUGCUCCCUUCACACCCACGUCUCUCAUAACAGCAUCGACAGCACUGGUGCCAUCAGCCCCUUCCACCGUCAUCAACCGUGGCCCACCGCACUCUCUCCCCUCCUUCCCCUCACUCUACGCACUCCAGACAGCCCUCCAUGCUCCACCAUCCAGAGCACUUCCCACACUCUCCGACCCAUCACAGCAGUACCCGUCUCAGCACCACCUGUCUCAGCGCAGCCUGUCUCAGCACCACCUGUCUCAGCGCUACCCUUCCCGCAGUGCCUCCCCAAGCAACGCUGUCUCCUCCGCUUCUGUCGACUGCUCCCCGCCCUCCUCUCAGACCUCCUCACAACAACCCACCUCCCAACACGUCUUCCAAUCCUCCUCACAACCCUCCUCCCAGAACCUCUUCCAGCACACCGCUGCGCCAGUGGAAUCACAGCAGCUGCAAGUCACGAGGCCGCACAAGAUGCCUCGCACGAGCCGAGGCGUUCUGCCCUCUGCUGCUCUGGAAUUCGCCCGUUCUUUAUUUUCCGGGCUGCCCGGCGCGGAUGAUCAUCGUGGAGGUAAGAGCAGCGACAGGCAGCAAACGUCGGAGCUUGUAUGCACUAGUGCGAAGCAGGACAGUUGUCGUGGUGGAGGGAACGCAGAGACACAGUGUGGAUGUGUGAGGGGAGAUGCAUCAAAGGAGCUGCCUCCUAUGCGUUGCCAACCUUCACUUCCUGACAUGGUUACAGCUGCAGCUGCUGCUCCUGGUGUGGCUGGUACUCCUGAUGUGACUGAUUUUCCAGCAGCUGCGGCUCUUGCAGCAGCAGCAGAAGGCAUAUGUCAGGGGGAGGCAUCCAUUUGGAAGGAUCUGAUUGAGCUGGAAGGAGAAGCGGAUGGGGUGGUGUGCGGUGUGGAGAAGAGAGCAGGGAUCACAGUGGGAUCGUUCUGUGAGCUGGAGGAUCUCCUAGAUGAGAAUGUCAAUCUCAUGUAG